GCACUGCGGGUACAUCUACUGGCUGAUCCGGACAUCUGCGGGUACAAACUACAGAAGCGAGGGCUCUGCGCCCACCUCUUUUGCCUGGUGAGUGCCCCCGGGGCUCCCUCCAGCUUGCCGACAGGCAGCCCCGGCCACGCUGCUCUCCUCAUCACCUCCUUGUCUUGUCUUUCCUGUGCAGUUUUUUGCCAACGGCCUCGUCCAGCAAGAGGCCGACAACGUGGGCCUGAUGGUAUUCCCCUGAGGGAUAUUCGCCACACAGUCAAGCAGGCAGGGCAGCAGCGCUGCUUCGUCUGUGGCGAGAGCGGGGCCGCCAUCACCUGCUACCAGGAGGGCUGCGACCGCAGCUUCCACCUCCCCUGCGCCGUGGAGGGGGAAUGCGUCACGCAGUUCUUUGGGCUUUACAGGUCCUUCUGCUGGCAGCACCGCCCAGAGCAGGCAGUGGAGGCGGCUCCGGGGGAGAACACCCCCUGCCACAUCUGCCUGGACCCUGUGGAGGACAGGAAGUCCUACGGCACCAUGGUGUGCCCAGCGUGCAAACAAGCCUGGUUCCACAGGGCCUGCAUCCAGGUAGGAGCCCUUCCCUCGCCCACGGGGGGGGCACGGCGGGCGCCCAGCAGCACCAAGGCCUCACGCCUGCUCCUCAUGUUUCCCCUGCAGGGACAGGCUGCGCACGCCGGCAUUUGCUUCCAGUGCCCUCUCUGUAGAGAUAGGCAUGCAUUUCUCACGGAGAUGCUCACCAUGGGCAUCCGAAUCAUCUACAGAUUGCCAUCAUGGGACGACGGGCACACAGAUGAUGAACAAAAUGAGAGGCGCAGCUGCUGCGAUGCCCGUGAGUGCCUUUGCCCAGGAGGCAGGCAGCACGCAGAGCAACAGGGGCCCUGGCAACUGCUCCUGUGCUGCUCCUGCGCUGCCGAGGGCACCCACAGACGCUGCUCCCACUUGGGGACCGACACGGCCAUAUGGGAGUGUGACAGCUGUGCUGGCCUGGGCACCGCCUCCAGUGGAAGCUCGGAGGUCGCGGGUCCCAUCACGGAGAGCCAGUCAGGAUCGGGGCCGUCCCACAGCUCUCCAGCACCAGAGACCAGCAGCCCCAGCACAAGCAGCAUGGUGGCAUUGGGGUCCUCCACCAGCUUCACAGAACUGGAGAGCAGCAGCCCCAGCAGCACUGGUCUCCAUGCAACAUCGGGGCUGUCCCAAGGCUCCCCAGUGCCUGAGAGCAGCUGCUCCAGCCCACCUGGGCCCGACCGCAUGCGAGACCGCUCUCGCUCGCAGCGUCGGGCCCAAAAGCCCUACAGCCGGCGCACAAGACGCCGUGGCAGCAGCCGCGCACCAGCACCGAGGGCUGAGAGCAGCAGCCCUGCACAGUCGGUGCCGGGAUGCUCCCGUGGCUCCCCGGUACCCAAGACCGGCAGCCCCAGCACCGCCAGCCAGCUGCCAGCGGGGUCCUCCCCCAGCUCUGCAGGGCUCCAGAGCAGCCGCCGCCCCAGCCGCCCCGGGCCCGUGCGGGGACGAGACCGUUCCCACUUACGACGUCGGGCCCAGAACCCUUACAGCCGCCGGCCCGGACGCUGA
Molecule: messenger RNA, 1575 nt
Organism: Tyto alba (common barn owl)
Lineage: Eukaryota; Metazoa; Chordata; Aves; Strigiformes; Tytonidae
Product: PHD finger protein 7-like
Exons: 6
Cellular component (GO): nucleus
Source: RefSeq, a predicted model, not a curated record